AUGGCAAAAAGAGUUUGUGUUGAUGGAGAAGACAGAAUAUCAGAAUUGCCUGUGCAUAUCAUUCAUCACAUCUUAUGCCGCACUGACCUCGACGUCGAAGAGGCAGCGAUAAGUUGUAUGUUGUCCAAGAGAUGGCCCCUUGAAAACUAUGUCAAGUUGGCUGAUCAAUCUCUGCGAUCCCAUGUCGAAAAAAACUUACAUCUUGAACAAUUCAUCCUUACAUAUAAUGGUCAAGAAGUGGAUCCUCACGUGGAUACUUGGAUUGAAUUGGCGGUUAAACUCAACGUCACAGAGCUGGGAAUUCACCGUUUCGGUUUAACAUCAUAUAACUUACCUGAUGUUAUUUAUGAUGCUAAAAAGCUGACAACAUUGCAGUUAAGCAGGUGCAAUUUUGAAUUUGACAAAGGAUUUUCUUGUCUUGAGUCUCUUUCUUUGAAUCAUGUCCAUAUUUCAGAUGCCCAAUUACAAAGAGUUAUCGACAGAUGCCCAUCUAUCAGGACUCUAAGGUUACAGUGUUGUCAGGGUAUAAGCAAAUGUCAUAUUUUUGGCCUAGUACAUCUCAAGUAUUUCGAUGCUAGUUACUGCAAACUCCAUAGUGUCAUAGUCCAAGCUCCAUAUCUUCAAUGCUUUAGAUAUACAGAACCUACUGAACAGGGCAAUCCUCAUCCUUGCGAAAUUGCUAUUUUGGAUGGUUACAAUACUUUACAAACACUCAAGCUCACUGGUGCCACCAUCACAGACCAACAGUUUCGGGAUGUAUCCUAUAAGUUCCCAAACAUUUCAGAAUUGGAUCUAGCAAGAUGCUUUAAGCUGAAAAAUAUAGAGAUCCAGAGUGAAAAACUCAAGAAAUUCACCUUAUUAGAAGAGUUGAACAGUCUGGAAAAAAUCACGAUUCAAGCUCCAAAUUUAUUGAAAUUUGAUUUUCAUGGUAGUAAAAUGCCCUUCACAUAUAUGGAUACUUCUUCCCUAGAAAGUGCCCGGCUCAAUUUCUUCUUUCCCGGCACAAACUUUGGAUCAGUGGACAGGAGUUGGUACACGAGCCUUCAUCACUUUGUGCAAAAGUUCAACUAUUCUAAAGAUUUCAUAUUAAUAAUAUUUUGCCACCAGACCAGAAGCAUCCUUAUUUAUGAAAAUCUAAGAGAAAUUGUUAUUCCACCAAGUCAUAAAGUCGAGAUAUUCAUUGCAUCCAUGCUGCGUGUUGAAUGGAUCAUUGAAAUAAUAAUGUUCGACUGUCCCUAUAUCAUAUCCAUACUUCCAUGUACAGAUAGCAAAGCACUACAGGCGAUGUCUACACUAAAAGGGUGUAUACAAAAGCAAAAUUGUGGCAAAGAAUGUCCAUCCGAUACCAUCUGGCAUCGUAACUUAAAAGAAGUCAUCAGUUGUACUGGGACAUCUGAGGAGGGAAUGGCUGCCUCCAUGUGGUAUCUCUGGUUGAAAUCCACGUCUUUAUUUGAUCAAGUGAAUAAUUUCAUGUUAAAAUGGAAAGAUGAAGCCUAGACCGAAGAGUUUGGGGGAAUUCAGCAAAUAGAGUUAAUUAGUGUGUUGAGAAGAAGUAUGAUUUAUUACAUAUCUGUAGUUUAGUUGCAGUUGUUAAAUAUCGUCACCCCAGCUUCAGCAAUAAUUGUUCUUUCCUAAUAAAAUAGAACAGAAUUUUAACUCUUGCUAUUGGUAAUG
This is a messenger RNA of Solanum stenotomum, 1674 nucleotides long. RefSeq lists its product as uncharacterized. Bases 1 to 1497 code for a protein of 498 amino acids. NCBI's taxonomy places the organism in Eukaryota, Viridiplantae, Streptophyta, Magnoliopsida, Solanales, Solanaceae. The transcript is spliced from 4 exons. The record is from RefSeq and is a predicted model, not a curated record.